Molecule: messenger RNA, 810 nt
Organism: Besnoitia besnoiti
Lineage: Eukaryota; Apicomplexa; Conoidasida; Eucoccidiorida; Sarcocystidae
Product: SFT2 family protein
Exons: 2
Coding region: 1-810 (269 amino acids)
Biological process (GO): vesicle-mediated transport
Cellular component (GO): membrane
Source: RefSeq, a predicted model, not a curated record
AUGCCUCGGGUAAACUCGACUCCCCUGUUGCCUCUUUCCCAUGCCUCUGCACGGCAACAGCCUUUCCGGGGCUCGAGCGCACUUCCGCCAGCAGGAAGCGUGCCUUGCACUUGCCCUCCUACUGAAGACUUCCAGCAGGGCACACGCGCAUUCCUUCCGUCUCAUCUCCGUCAGCAGCCGGCGGAGGACCGAGGAGGCGCGCCUCUCCUCCCGUACGCCUCGUACCACCACGGAAGACCCUCGCUCCCUCGCACGAGUCUCUCUUCGUCCAGAGAUAUGGCAGGGCGCCUUCUCUUUUUCCCGCGAAGCGCACCUGACCCGUCGCGAGGGGCGGGCGCCAGUGCGUUGGUCGGCGCUGAAGAAGAGGACGAGGAAGAAGGCAGCUGUUGUUUCCCUCCCCUGACGCUGACUGAACGCCUCCUUGGGUGGCUCACGUGCUUCCUUGGCGGCCUUGUUAUUUCUUCUCUUGCUUUAGGUUCAUUUCAAGAUCUAAUACGAGGCAAAAGCACGAAAUUUGCGGUCGCGUAUACUUUGGGGAAUUGCGUCGGUCUGUUGGGGACAGCCUUCCUUGUGGGGUUCAGGCGUCAGAUGGAAGGCAUGAUGGAGAAAUCACGUCUUUGGUGCUCCCUCGCGUUCGCAGCUAGCAUCAUCGGGACCCUCCUGUGCUCGGUUUUCCUCCCUGUGGCACCGCUUGUCAUUCUAUGUCUCAUUGUUCAGUGGCUUGCCUAUAUAUGGUAUUCACUUAGCUACAUACCCUAUGGACGGGAAAGCAUUUGGUGGUGUAUUCGGUGGGUGAGCUCGAGGUUUUAG